This is a messenger RNA of Lineus longissimus, 423 nucleotides long. Its product is annotated as P2X purinoceptor 7-like. Lineage: Eukaryota; Metazoa; Nemertea; Pilidiophora; Heteronemertea; Lineidae. The record is from RefSeq and is a predicted model, not a curated record. The transcript is spliced from 2 exons. The coding region runs from base 1 to 423 and encodes 140 amino acids.
AUGACGCUGUGGGACUUCCGUAAGGGUUUUGGGAGGUGCACCUGUGGCUCCUGCCAAGUUCUACCUACAAGGGGCGAGUGUGUUUGUUGUCGGCAGGUCGCAGAGUUCGGAGAGAAGAUGGAGGGGCUGGAGUGUUUCACACGCCAUGAAGACUUUGCCAACGCCUGCCUGAAUAGGACAGUUUUAGAAAUUGCCUGGUUGCAGUAUCGACAGCAGUAUGGCAAGCAAGCCUACGAUGGGCCACUCUUUAAAAAGUUGCGACAUGUUGCCUACAGGCAAGUUGUCAGGUGGACCUACGGUUACCUCGGGAAAGACAUUCGGGUCGUGAUCCCUUCCUGUGUUGUUUGUAACAUUCGUGCUGUGUUCCCUGCUCCUGGACUGGAGGAAGAUGCCUAUUAUCAGGGAUUUGUUGAUGGACAGUAA